This is a messenger RNA of Myripristis murdjan (pinecone soldierfish), 3130 nucleotides long. RefSeq names its product secretion associated, Ras related GTPase 1Aa (gene sar1aa). Gene Ontology annotation, biological process: intracellular protein transport. Lineage: Eukaryota; Metazoa; Chordata; Actinopteri; Holocentriformes; Holocentridae. Bases 126 to 722 code for a protein of 198 amino acids. The record is from RefSeq and is a predicted model, not a curated record. The transcript is spliced from 7 exons. Gene Ontology annotation, molecular function: GTPase activity; GTP binding.
UGCAGCGCCGUCGCUGCACCUGCUGCGUGCGGAGGAAUCCCUCCGACACCGACUGUCUGUUUCCAAGGAUACCACUGUUAGCUUGCUAGCGGGCCGGUCAGCGCCGUCAGGCAAAGACCACCGAGAUGUCAUUCAUUUUUGAUUGGAUUUACAGGGGGUUUAGUGGUGUUCUACAGUUCUUAGGUCUAUACAAAAAGACUGGGAAGCUGGUUUUCCUGGGCCUGGACAACGCUGGUAAAACAACACUCCUGCACAUGUUGAAAGAUGACCGACUCGGACAGCAUGUGCCAACACUACAUCCUACAUCUGAAGAGUUGACAAUUGCUGGCAUGACAUUUACCACAUUCGAUCUCGGAGGACAUGUACAAGCAAGAAGAGUGUGGAAGAACUACCUGCCGGCUGUGAAUGGAGUUGUUUUUCUCGUAGACUGUGCAGAUCAUGAUAGACUUACAGAAUCCAAGACCGAACUUGAUGCUCUCCUAGCAGAUGAGACCAUUGUGAAUGUGCCCGUGUUGGUGCUGGGUAAUAAGAUUGACCGUCCGGAGGCCAUUAGUGAAGGAGGCCUGAGAGGGGCUUUUGCUCUCGAUGGCCAGGUUACUGGAAAGGGCAAUGUCUCUCUGAAGGAGCUGAACGUCCGGCCGCUGGAGGUUUUCAUGUGCAGCGUAUUGAAAAAACAAGGCUACGGGGAAGGUUUCAGAUGGCUAUCGCAGUACAUUGACUGACUUGUGGGAGGACUGCACCCUCACCAAAAGGGAUUUUUUCUGGCAAGUUUUCUUCAUAGUUGACAAGAAAUCUCUGUCCUUACAGCAUCCAUGGAAAGACGUGAAGGCCUUGAUCAAUCUGUCCAAAUUUCACAUUAUUUAAUUGCGAGACUAAAUACGUUCUCAUAUUACUUACAGCAUUUAGUCAGGUUUUAAAGGUUUCUAUGCAAACUUUUAAAAAUGGUUCAUGGUGAACUGUGCUAAGUAAGUGUAUGUUAUUAAUGUGACAUUACUUGAGUUAUAGAAUUCUCUGGCCUGUUGUUAAUUAGAGUGUAUUUGAGAAGUUACAUUAUACUUGGUCACAAUACAUGAGCGAUAGUAUAUGUUCAAGGAAGAAUGUAGAAAUGCACUUUGAAUGUAUUAUUUAUUAGAGAAUGGACCAAGUGCUGCAGUUGGAAUUAUUAUUAGGCAGUGAGUGUUGACAAAUUAAAGACUAAGGAUGAUUGUGGUGGUAGUCCACUGGCUAUUGUACAUCGGAUUAAGAUGGUUGACUUUAGAUUAUAAGAAGAUUAAUUUGACAAAUGACUCCAUGAAAAAGAAAGUAAUACAAAGGAUUAAUUUUAGGUCAUUUUAUCCGAUGAUAUAUAGCCACUGCCUUCAAAGCACUUGGCCAAAGAUGUAUUCCUAUCUUUGCUAAUGACUUUGGGAUUAGUGGAAAGAGACAGUGUGCUUCAACAAAAGAUUUCUUCCAUGAGGAGCGCUGAGCCAAAAUAAUGUCAGAUCCCUUGGAAGGAACCUAAAAACGAGGGAAAAGAUAGCAAAUCCCACAAACGACGGCAAAGAUGCAGGAGUAGUUGCACUGCGCUUCAGUUUUGUUUGUUGUUUUUUGGCACACAUAAAAAAAGACACUUGUGUCUUUUCUACUGAGUCAGUUUGAACACCCCACUGUAGAGUGUACUGUGAUUAAUGUGCUGCUCCAUCUUUUCAGUUUCUAGAUGUAAUUGUCUUGUUUUCUUAUGGUAUAACAGUUGCAUAUUGAAACAUCAUCUCAAUUAUAUGUGCACCCAAAGUGAUUUUAUGUGUUUCAAUGAAAGCAGCUUAGCUGAAAUGUGCUUGUAUUGACCAAAAUUAUUUCAAGUAUUGUGGAAGUUUUUUUAACUUUGGGAUGUUUAGGAUACGAGGAUAAGCACUUAUUUUGAUGGCUGCCCAAGUUUAAUUAUAUCAUUAAGGUAAUCAUUAUACGUUGCCCUUAAAAUGGCUCCAAGCAAUAAAGUAGAAUGACCAUCUGUUUUGGAGAAUAAAUGACCUCAUUCAACAGAAUUUUGUAGUAGUAGAGAGAGUGGUUUUAACCAUUUUCUCUGCCACUAACAGAUUCAUCUUUAUCACAAGACUGUAGUUUCAUCUCUCAGAAAGCUCUGGCUGCAGGAUGGAAACCAUUUUUAUGUGCUCAUGUAUUUAUUCAUUCGCACGUGGAACUACUUCCGUAAUUACUAACAAGUAAUGCAUUGAAUUCAGUGUCUUUUAUCUUGGCUUAAUAUUUGUUAGUCUUAAUUGAAUUAAGGUCCAGUGUGAAGCUGCGGUGUUGUAGAUAUCAGGGUAGGAUUUUUGCUUGUUUUUUAUUGACUGGAAAUGCUUGGCAUCUAAUGCAGUAUUUAUUUUAAACUUUGUGGAAUUUUACACAGCAGCCUGAUAUAGGAUAGCCAUUGUUUGUUUACUUUUUGUUGUUAUUAGAAUCAAAGUAAUAUUCCAAUUUUGGUUAAGUGCUUGAUGAAGUUAGUGUAGCUUUCUGUAAUAUACAAUGAAUAUUUAAUCAGUGUUCAGACCGUCAGUGUCCAGCCCUUACAGGUUUGAAGUGCUGCAAGCUCUGUACUUUUUGACUGUCUGAAAAGAUAUGAGAGUGCACUUGCAACAGUUGUGUCACCAUGUAAACUGAUAUUCCUGUAUUAUUCCAUAUUCUUGAGUAUUUUCCAUUUUUGAGUUGAUGUGUGUUAACAGCAAUCCACUGUUUACAACAACCUAGGAAAAAAAUCAUAUCCGGAUUAUGAGAAACACAAAUAUAGUAGCUGGGAGACAGAAGCCUGUUAAUUUUGUUUUUUAAAUUCCAUUUAUAGAUUCCCGCACCCCAUGUUUCCAUGGUAAUAUUUUGAAUAUUCAGUUUUUUGUGUUUUCAGGGAUAUUUGUGAUCUGGAUAUGAAGGCACAUAACCAUUUUUCUAUAAACAGGGACCAUACUUACAGGAAUACUGUAUGCAUGUGAACACAGAUAACUUGUCCUUCAGUGUUAUGCACCAGUGUCUCUGAACCACUGUAAAUAAUGUAUAAUACAGAUGUAAACAUUUGUACAGUUCAUGCACAUGAACUGGCAGCAUGAAUUACUGGAGUUAUUUAUAACUGACUGUAUUCAUGUGAGUAAAACAAUAUUUUCAACAA